Messenger RNA from Cherax quadricarinatus, 1311 nucleotides. The record is from RefSeq and is a predicted model, not a curated record. Lineage: Eukaryota; Metazoa; Arthropoda; Malacostraca; Decapoda; Parastacidae.
AUGCAGCAUAAUCACGGUGGGAGUUCAAUGACAGCCUUUCGUGUUGCUAUCAACACAUCAUCAGGAGCUUGCAAUGUUGCAGAAAAAUGGAGGAGUUAUGAGAGUACUGAUGACGAUAUUGUCAUGUACAGUACUGGUGACAUUAUCAUUUACAGUACUGGUGACAGCACUGUCAUGUACAGUACUGGUGACAGCAUUGUCAUGUGCAGUACUGGUGACAGCAUUGUCAUGUGCAGUACUGGUGACAGCAUUGUCAUGUGCAGUACUGGUGACAGCAUUGUCAAGUGGAGUACUGGUGACAGCAUUGUCAAGCGAAAUAAUGAACAGUUAACCAAGCUUUACGUGCUGUUCACCCUACUGACGGUAGCUGCAUGCACUGCUGCUGAAGGGUACGGUGUUCCAGUACCACCUCUCGAGAAAAUUUGCUCUGGUGGCAAGGUGUGGAGAAUCGACGGUGCGUGUGUGUAUCCGAAAAUCUACCGAACCGUCCACGUUUUCGCUGCUCCGCCAUUGAUCGAAACAGUUGGUCCACCACCAAAAAUUCCCACACCAAAGAUUUUCCACAAUGUCCUCUUCAUCCGUACGCCUGAGCCUGUCAAGAAACCCGAACCUAUCAUCGUGCCCCCACCCAGGUACGAGAAUAUUGUGUACGUCCUCAAUAAGCAGAACAAACAAGUGGGACAGAAGAUCAUCGAGGUCCCUGCACCGCCACUCAAGAACCCUCAAGUAUAUUUCAUCAACUACGAUGGCGAGAAGGUUCCCAACUUGCCCGGUGAUGUUGACCUCCAGGAUGCUCUUGCAUCUGCCGUUGCUCAGGACGAACUUGGCGUGGGUGCUGGCAUCAUUGAUGAUGUUGGUCUUGGUGUAGGAGACGUGGGUCUUGGAGUUGGAGGUCUCGGUGUUGGAGGCAUCGGAGAUAUCGGUGUUGGAGGUCUCGGUGUUGGAGGCAUCGGAGAUAUCGGUGUUGGAGGUCUCGGUGUUGGAGGUCUCGGUGUUGGAGGUCUCGGUGUUGGAGGUCUCGGUGUUGGAGGUCUCGGUGUUGGAGGUCUCGGUGCUGGAGGUCUCGGUGCUGGAGGCAUUGGAGAUAUCGGUGUUGGAGGUGCAGGUAUUGGAGGUCUCGGUGUGGGUGGUGGCCUUAUCAAUAACAUUGGAGGCUACGGCGGAGGCCUUAUCGAUAACGUAGGCGGUUUUGGUGGGGAAAUCAUCAGUGAUUUGGGUAGCAUAGGUGGUGAAGUUAUCAGUCAGGGUGGACUGAGUCUUCCCUUCAGCAGUUACGCAGCUUCGCCAUACAAAAGAGAAACCAAAUCAUAA